CAAUCGCAGUUAGAUGAACCAUCAAAUUGUUAGUCAUGGAAUCUUCUCCGCCGAGAAGAACUUUACGAAGUUCUAAACGAUUAUCACUUUCACUAACCCGUAAGAAAGGGAAAACGGAGGAAAAUUGUUCAAGGAAUGUAUCGACAACACAGCCAAGUGUAAUGCCGCCUAAAUGUGUGUACACCCCGGAUGUGUCUGACAGGAUCGAACAAGUAGUAGCGGUGAACGAGAACCGAAAAAAUGCUUUAAACUCGGAGCCGAUAAGCACAGAAAUCGGCAUUGCCGGUAUGAGUGGCAUUACUGUUAGGAGAAAUCUGUGUUCGCCCGAAACUAUCAUUAUACUCAGUGAAGACGAAAAUGAUGGGGAAACACCAUCGAAGAGGUCGAUCAGGAAGUAUUUUACACCAACUAAACAAUCAAGCUACAUUUCGGAUGCCACCGCUAGCUGGACAACGGGAGGCAAAAAGAGCAGUGCUGCUCAAUCAUCGGUGAAAAAACAUGGUCCACAAACCCUACCCAGAAAAGACGUUGGCAAAGUACGGCGCAAGAUUUGUCCUAGUACCAACAUUAAGAUGCUUACGAAGAAAUACUUUGAUGAUUCGCAAAAACGGAUAACAAACUUCUUCAAUAAAGAGGAAGAUCCGGAUCGAAUUGGGUAUUGCCGGGUGCUGAAAGAAUCGGUCAUGCCAGCGAUCAUUACCGGCGAUAUGGAUAUCGAGCAGAUGCUAAGUGUGUCGGUGGAUGAAGGUACAGAGCGGUUGAGUUUCUCGCAACAUGCGUCGGAAUUCGCUUUACCAGAUCCGGCUACAGCAGUGAAUCCAUCUCAAAUUAUGGAACGCAUUGAACGUAUGCAAAGUGCAUGCUACGAUCCCGAACGAGAAGACUGGAAUAUGGAACGUGUGGCAUUUCCGGUUGAAGUAUCGACUGCUUCAAACAACAACAAUGAAUUUGAUAGCUGCAAAGUCAGCAUAAAGAAGACUGAACCAUCAACAACACAGAGCAAAACGACUCAAAAGAAUAAUCGACUUAGCUUUAUUCCACAAACACCAAACAACAAAAUAACGCCGGCAUCAAAAGCUUCCCGUAGUAAGGGGUCUACCACUGGUGGUCGAAGUAAGAGUGGCAAAAAGAUCAUUUGUCCUUCGUACAAAAUCAUAGCGGGCACCAAUUUUGCCGUCGAUGCGUUCCGUUACGGUGAUAUUGAGGGUGUAACGCACUACUUCCUAACGCAUUUCCAUGCAGACCACUAUAUUGGACUGAAGAAAACAUUUUCCAAACCACUCAUAAUGUCUUCGAUAACGGCAAGACUUGUGAAGACGUUUAUUAAUGUCGGCGAAGAAUUCUAUCGCGUGAUCGAAUUGCAUCAGUCAAUUACUAUUGAUAACGUAGAGAUAAUAGCGCUAGAUGCUAAUCACUGCCCGGGUGGCGUUAUGUUUCUGUUCCGCUUACCAAAUGGAUGCAAUAUACUUCAUACGGGAGAUUUCCGUGCAUCGCCGGAGAUGGAAGAGUAUCCGGAGUUUUGGAACUUUCCAAUCGACUGCAUCUAUCUCGACACAACGUACCUUUCGUCCAAGUACGCAUUCAAAUCACAGUGGGAAAGCGUGGCCGAUGCCCGUGAAGCUGUAUCAACGUUCUUGAAGAAGAACAUCGGUGUGAAGGUGCUAAUCGUUUGCGGCAGUUAUCUGAUAGGCAAGGAGAAGGUUUGGCUCGAGUUGGCUAUGGCGAGUGGUAUGAAAGUAUGGACGGAACCGAACCGUUGGAAAGCGUUGACCGCAAUAGCGGAUCCGCAACAUCUGUCGCUGCUUGUUGCUGAUCCGGUACAGGCAAAUAUACACGUGUUGGCUAUGAAAAAACUUUCGUACGAUGAAUUGAACGAAUACAUGAACCAGUUUCCAGACCGAUACGAUACCGUCAUUGCUAUACGGCCCAGUGGAUGGGAGAAAAAUAGCAAACCGCAGUACCGAGGGCGAAUCAACAUAGUGGGUAUAGAAUAUUCGGAACAUUCGAGCUUCGAUGAGCUGAAACGCUUUGUACAGUUUAUAAGACCGCGCGAGGUAAUUAGCACAGUGCCAUAUGGAAAUUCUAAUCAAAAUCGAACGCCAACAGUGCCUGCCUCAUGGUAUCAGGGAGAUGUCCGGCCGCAGCGAAAGGCUUUGCAGCUCUCUAUAACGAAUUUUAUCACACCCGUCAAGGGUGCUGAUGUAAUUAUGCCAAAUGAACCAUCCUCUUUUCUAAAAACUCGCUCGUUAUCGGUUCGGAAGAAAUCAGGUGAGGGAAAUGAUGGCAGCACCGCACAAAGUACGGGUGAUGUGAUAAUAGUAGAUGAUGAGAACGGUGAUGUAGAUAUGAAAUCCGAUCACAAAUCAGAAAAUGGAGAACUAAGCUACGACAGUGAUUGGUUACCAUAA
Molecule: messenger RNA, 2408 nt
Organism: Anopheles maculipalpis
Lineage: Eukaryota; Metazoa; Arthropoda; Insecta; Diptera; Culicidae
Product: DNA cross-link repair 1A protein-like
Exons: 4
Coding region: 36-2408 (790 amino acids)
Biological process (GO): interstrand cross-link repair; double-strand break repair via nonhomologous end joining; protection from non-homologous end joining at telomere
Molecular function (GO): 5'-3' DNA exonuclease activity; damaged DNA binding
Source: RefSeq, a predicted model, not a curated record